GCCUCCUUCGCAAAGGCCAUGUUUAGUUUUGCUUUGCGCCCUGUGAAGUUUUGAAGCAAGUGGUCACGAGCCGGCCUCAGACUCUGACAAAUUCCGAAGCCCCGAGUCGAAUCGAAUAGAAUCCACUGUCUUUUUUGUGUUGUGUUUGGUUCUUGGGUAAUGAGAUCCGGUUGUUGAGUCACCGUGUAGUAUUCAUGCCAUCAUUCAGAGGUAAUUCAGACUUUUACUGUUGUAUUUCUUUUGUUGUACAGCCAAUGGACCGAGGUUAUCAUGACAUGACCUUAGAGAAAAAGCGAGAUCCUGCUCUUGAGGCUUGGCCUUGUUAGGUUUGCCGCAUGCCGCGUGGUACAGACAUUGGCAUGCAGCAACCGAUGAUCGUAUCAGGCCACCCUGCAACGGCUAAUGUUGCUGUAUUCGUUGAUGAUCUUACGGUACUCUGCUCUACUCUGGGUACAUGUUCAGUCUUGUCAGUUCUUGGAAACUAAAAGAAUCUGGGGUAAUGGAUGGACAAACGUGGCACUCGUCAGCUAAGAUCAACCAAAGUCUUGACAGUUCAACCCCCGAGUGUUGUGCUGUACCCUCGACAACUGGCCAGAAGCCAUUGAGAAGAUAUCAUCUCUUUCAAAUAGUUUGUAACUCUAUUCGUUUCAUACACUUCCAUUCUCCCUCAAGUCACAGCUCGUUAAUGUCUCUACUCAAUCCUCUUCAUCAGAAGACUUCACAAGCUCAUCCAGCCUACGUACCAUAAACACCCAAGAAAAUAUACGUCUCCUACGACAACACCCCCUAUCAACCCCAAGAAUAAACAUCAUGACCGUCAGCCAUACCCUCAACCUUCCCUCAGCCCUACCCGUUGCGGAGUCCCCCAUGCCCUCUGAACCAAUUACAACACCAUGGCAGGGGUUUUGCGUCUUUUUUUCAUGACAUCCCCCCUGGGGAAAAAGAGAACGUCUCGUUGUUUAUUCCCAAAAACUUUAUCUAAAUGGGUAGAUCGGGGAUAAUGAAGGAGAGGUGCACAGGGAGAAGGGCGGUAUCACGAAUAAGUGACUUCACAAACACCAUCAUCACCCAAAUCAACCUACACUCAACCAUGGCACAACUCAGAGAUAGUGACACUCCCAAGCAACAAUAUCCAGAAAUAAUUCAAUGUGUUUGAAAGAUAUAUGGAGUAAAAAGGAACGUAUUGCUAUACGAUACACGAGUCGCCUCGUAGGUAUUACUCGUCACCACCAGCUGUAACCGCCUUGGGCUCUGGGGUCUCAGUAGCAGCAGCAGGCGCCUCAGCAGUCUUGACGCCGUCCUUGGCUGGAGCGGACACAUCAGCAGUGUCUUCAUCGCCCUCGGCGUCCUCCUCGUCGCCUUCAGCUUCAGCGUCAUCGUCGCCUUCUUCCUCCUCUUCCUCUUCCUCCUCGGCGUCGCCAUUGGUUUCUUUGGUGUCUGCCUCGGCUGUCUUGCGCUUCUUUACAGGAGGCUCGGCUGAAAUGAUAUGGUCAGCAUUUGGCUCGGUAUCAUAGGCUGGUUGCCAGGCUCUUAGAAGAGACCAUGUAACUGGUAAAAUGGAACAUGAAGGGAUGGAAGUAUGUGCUGCUGGCGAGCUCUUCCAGAACAUCGAUGAUCACUUACCCUGUGCAUCAGCUUCUUCGUCUUCCUCAUCUUCCUCCUCCUCCUCAGCAUCCUCGUCCUCUUCGCUUUGCUCUUCUUCGUCUGCGGUGGAGACGUACCUAUUCACAUGUUGUCAGCCAAUCGUCAUCACCAAAAUUCAAUCAUCAACAACAUGCUUCGAUCGCGAAAUCGCACAACAGCAAACAAUACCAAAUGCAAGGAGAAACACAAUGCGAUCGGAAAAUACCGCAGCUGACACGUGGGAAUGGUUUCAAUCGCGAGAUAAUUCGCAUCGCAUUGGAUCGCAUCUUGCGGUGGCAUGCGACAUCAGCCCUGCGCGCGCAUCUUGGUAGGUCGCGCAACGAAUAGCGCAACGAUAGAAAUGCGCGCGAUUGGACAAUCGGCAGCUCCUCAAAAGACGAUCGCAACAAGGUAACAUGCAAAAAGGAAGCAAAUGGUACUCACUCUUCCUCCUCCUCACCAUCAUCGUCUUCAGGGAGGGAGACAAGCUCCUCCUCCUCCUCUUGCUUUCUCUUGCGGGACAUGGUGAUAGUUACUGGUCUGUGUGAUGUAUGGGAGUCUGUACGAUGCGAUUGACAAGUUCAGGAGAUCAGGGCGCUUCUCUCGGGUGGUAGAGGAGGGUUUUAAGGUAGACAGGGCACAGCACGAGAUAGAGAAGCUAGGUAAAGCAAGAAUAGAAGAGAGGAGAGGGAAAGAGAUCCAGGGGGAGUGGGAACGGCAAAGGGUGGGAGAGGCUGCGCGUGCGCACUACACAAGAGCGAGAGGAGAGGAGCUGGAGCUGGAGGGCGAGAGCAACAGCUACAGUGACAAUGGAGCGAUAGACAGCCCGAGAGCUUGCUUGUGUGAGAGCUCUCAAUCCAGCCAAUUGCGGCUUUCACAGUCAUCCCAACAUCACUGGAUACACUCCAUGGCACUAUGUACGGACAUCACUAACAAGACUCGUGUAUGAAUACAUGGGAAUGCAAGGAAACAAUACGACGCCCAGAGGUACAGUCCCACGAGCCUGUCAUCUAAGGAUGGAUUGGGUGGCCCAGCAAUGGUGUG
Fusarium verticillioides 7600 is the source of this 2667-nucleotide messenger RNA. RefSeq lists its product as hypothetical. Lineage: Eukaryota; Fungi; Ascomycota; Sordariomycetes; Hypocreales; Nectriaceae. Bases 1564 to 1971 code for a protein of 135 amino acids. The record is from RefSeq and is a predicted model, not a curated record. The transcript has 2 exons.